Molecule: messenger RNA, 393 nt
Organism: Suillus paluster
Lineage: Eukaryota; Fungi; Basidiomycota; Agaricomycetes; Boletales; Suillaceae
Exons: 5
Coding region: 1-393 (130 amino acids)
Source: RefSeq, a predicted model, not a curated record
AUGUCUCUGCCCAAGCAGAUCAAAAUGGUCGCUCUGCCUCCAGGAGCUGUGGUAUGGACGGGUCUGGAAGACUUCCAUGACCAGUCCCAGGGCCCAUCAGUAGCUCCAAGUGAGCCUCAGGGUAACCUGCUGAAGCCACAGCCCCAGGGCCACAGCAAGGCCCCUAGCUCAGUGAUAGCACCAGUCUUGCCUCCAGUUGCAAUUGCAUCAUCAAGUGUGGCAGUGCUGCAUGCACCAAUGGAUCUACCAAUGCCAGAUCUUCACUUGAUGGUGAUGGCAAUCUGGGACAGUGCAAAUCACAUUGCUGCUCUCAAGACUUGGGUUGUCAAUCAGUGUUACGCUGAUGUAAGUCAGGGUCCAGGGUCUAGGUGUAUGCAUGUUAAGGGUCUGUGA